UUCUAGAGCUAUAAAUAAUGCGCAGACGAAGCGUUCAAUGUAUUGGUUUCUGUGUGGAUAAACACUACUCGUGGUGUGACUGAAAAAGAGGCGUGGAUUUGCUGUGCUGGUGCACUUCCCGUGAUUCAAUCAGUCGAAGCUCGAAGUGGAAGUUUCUCAGCUCAGGCACGAUACGAUGCAAGGAGGGCUCUCGGCAAUCUUCUCACACGGUAGUGUGUUAAAGAAUGCUGUUUUGCGCCACGUCCGAGUGCUCCCUCCAUUGACACGCUCACUUGCGUUUGCGCGCCGCGAGUCGACCUCGGCUAUUAACAUCGAAGAGCACGGUUUCGAAUGCACUACGAUUUCCGAUGUUCUUUCCGCCAAAGGGAAGGCUGCGGAUGGGUCGUGGCUGUGGUGCACGACGGAUGAUUCUGUAUACGAGGCUGUGCAGUCGAUGACUCAGCACAAUGUCGGAGCAUUGGUGGUCGUGAAACCGGGAGAAAACAAAUCUAUUGCCGGAAUCAUCACAGAAAGAGAUUAUCUCCGGAAAAUCAUUGUCCAAGGGCGAUCAUCCAAAUCAACGAAAGUCGGAGACAUUAUGACCGAAGAGAACAAGCUUAUUACGGUCACGCCCGAUACUAAAGUCUUGAAGGCAAUGCAGCUAAUGACGGAUAACCGUAUUAGGCACAUUCCGGUGAUCGACGAGCGCGGAAUGAUAGGGAUGGUGUCGAUCGGAGACGUGGUUCGAGCGGUGGUGAACGAGCAUCGCGACGAGCUGAACCGUCUUAACGCCUUUAUUCAAGGAGGGUAUUAGAAGAACGGCGAUGUCGUGUAGUCGACCAGGCAUCGUCGAUCGUUGUGUGUAUAUAUAUAUAUGUUGGUUAUUUCUUUUGUUCGGAAUUUCUGGAGAUGUUGGAAUGCCUCCGAGAUGAACUCUUGUCUCUUUGCCAGUAACAUUUGCUACUUUUAUGCAUGCAUGUUAUUGUUAUAUCAUACUAACGGAUGUUUGUUUUGUAUAA
Molecule: messenger RNA, 998 nt
Organism: Andrographis paniculata
Lineage: Eukaryota; Viridiplantae; Streptophyta; Magnoliopsida; Lamiales; Acanthaceae
Product: CBS domain-containing protein CBSX3, mitochondrial-like
Exons: 6
Coding region: 176-793 (205 amino acids)
Source: RefSeq, a predicted model, not a curated record